UCAUAAAAUAUAAAUACUGUCACAAAAAAUGGAAAUUUGAAAGUUCGUCGAGAAACAUAAUUAUUAGUUACAUGCAUGUAUUAAUAUAGUAUUUACUUGCAAUCAAACAAUUGCUUGUACACAAAAAUGAAACUCGAAGUAUUGUUGACAACUGUGCUAGCGAUAAGUUACCUUAAAGUUGAAAUCAGCUGUUUAAGUAGGAGAUGUAUACAGUGUAGAUCUCGAGGAGAGCUUGGUUCAUGUGGAGACCCUCUACCCUUUAAUAUAAGUGACCCUGAAGCAGAACACGGUGUGCAUAUUACUGCUUGUCCAUCUGGAUGGUGUGCCAAGAGAAUUCAGGGAACCACUGGCACAUUUAGAACUGAUGAUUAUGGUGCGGUAACAGAAAGGUCCUGUCUUCAACAGCCUCCUAGUGAUUAUGAAGAAAGAUGUGCGUAUACCAUGUGGAAAUAUAAAAGGGUAUAUGUAUGUUUCUGUAAUGGUGAUUUGUGCAAUUCAGCUCCAACAAUGAAGAUGUUUUCUCCUGUAUUAUUACUCAGUAUUUUUAUCUUCAUAAAGAAUUAUAUUUAUUAAUCCACAUUGAUAACUUUAUCUUCGAUCUUAUAUUAUUGUUAAUUUUUUCUUUUAUUAUCCACAAUACUCAGUGUCCAGGAGCUGAUCCAAGAAUGAAUCUCUGUUGUAAUUUUAUUUAGUUUUCAGUUAUGUGUGGUAGCUCACCUGGUAUCAAUUCUACUUGGGCAUGGCCUAACAUUGGCAAAUCAGGGUCAGAAUUACUUUAGUGCGAAGUUAAAAUUAGUAAAUAAGAGAAAGAUAAUACUGAUACAGACAGGUAAUUGAAACUAGUAGUUGCUUAAGGUAACAUUCGAUCCAUUACUCUAUAUAAUAAUAUUCAAGAUAAUUUUAUUGC
This is a messenger RNA of Bombyx mandarina (wild silkworm), 907 nucleotides long. RefSeq names its product QVR superfamily protein rtv (gene rtv). Gene Ontology annotation, biological process: sleep; positive regulation of voltage-gated potassium channel activity; regulation of synaptic transmission, cholinergic. Lineage: Eukaryota; Metazoa; Arthropoda; Insecta; Lepidoptera; Bombycidae. The record is from RefSeq and is a predicted model, not a curated record.